GCGCCCGGGGGCCCCGGAGCCGCCGCCUCGGCCGCCCUGGACGAGCUGUCCCGGAACCUCACGUACGGGGCGCUGGGCGCCGGCAAUGGCUCCCUGUCGGGCCCUUGGUACCGCCGGAACCAGGCUCACCCUCCAGCCUACAUUCUCCCUUUUCACUUCCAGGAAGGAAAGCUUGACUUUCUCCAACACUGAAAAUACAUCGGCUUUAGUCUGCCUGAACGAGAUUCACCUUUUUGGAGUUUUGCUGGCCAUUUUAGGAAACUUGGUAAUCAGCAUUUCCCUAAAUAUUCAGAAAUAUUCGCAUCUUCAGUUGGCGCACCAAGAACACCCAAGGCCGUACUUCAAGAGCGUGCUGUGGUGGGGCAGCAUCGUACUGAUGGCUGUGGGAGAGACAGGAAACUUUGCAGCCUAUGGAUUUGCCCCCAUUACUCUCAUUGCUCCAUUAGGCUGUAUGUCUGUUACAGGUAGUGCCAUUAUUUCUGUUAUGUUUCUGAAAGAAAAUUUGAGAGCCUCAGAUUUACUAGGUAUGACACUGGCAUUUGCAGGAACAUAUUUAUUGGUGAACUUUGCUCCAAAUAUAACUCAGGAUAUCUCCGCAAGAACAGUACAGUAUUACUUUGUUGGCUGGCAGUUCAUGACCUACGGGAUUUUAGAAAUACUAAUUUUCUGCAUUCUCCUGUAUUUCCAUAAAAGAAAAGGAAUAAAACACAUUGCGAUUCUGCUAACCCUGGUGGCACUUCUAGCCUCAUUGACUGUCAUUUCAGUAAAAGCCGUCUCAGGCAUGAUCACUUUUUCUGUGACGGAUAAAAUGCAACUAACUUAUCCCAUCUUCUAUAUCAUGUUUAUCAUCAUGAUAGCAUCUUGUGUUUUCCAAGUCAAGCUCCUGAAUCAAGCCACAAAACUCUACAGUACAGCGACGGUGGUGCCCGUUAACCAUACUUUCUUUACAAUCAGUGCCAUUAUUGCAGAAAUUCCUCUUAAAGCGACAACAACAAAAAAAAUCCUAAAAUACUGGGAAAAAAAUAUGUAGAGAAGUUUAUUGACACUUUACAAAAGCAAAACAUUUGAAACAAUUUAAAAUGUCCUUCGAGAAAUGAAUAUUAUGGGGCACCAGCUCAGAAUAACAAGAAAACAUUACAAUGAUCACAAGGAAAUGUGUAAUAACAUGGAAAAAUGCUUCAGAAGUGUUGAUUCAUUCAACAAAUAUUCAUCAGAAUGGGACAUGGCUUAUUCCUGUAGGAAGUUUAUCCUCUAAGGUGAGGAGAUAGACUUGAGACUGAGAAAGCCCCUGUCUUGUUCCCUGUGGUAUCUGCAGCACCUAAGCAGUGGCUGGCACUUAGGACUCUCAAUAAAUACUUGUCAACAGGGUAGCAAGGCUAACACCACACACACACAAAUUUGAUGCCAAGUAAUAUAUAAUUUAAAGAUAACUUAUUUAGUAAAAACUCUACGAAGGCUUUGGGACCAUAGGCCAAGAGGAAAUCAUUGAGACUAACAAGGAGAGAAGAAAAGCUCAUCGGAGUAAAGGACACAUCCACAUUUCCCUUCACCCAGAAGGAAAGACCAGAUGAAGGAGAUGGGAGAGGGGGUUGGCGGUGAGAAAUGGAGCUGGGGUAGCAGAUCAGCAUCCUCCAGUGCCUGAAUGAGCAUGUGCCAGACCCACAAACCGCAGGGCGUUGCCAAGACUGACAGCAUGGGGAGCAGCUGGCCUGAAGUGCGAGCGCCGUGUCAAAGGCCCAGAGUCCACCCAGAUGCACAGGUCAGGCUUGCUGACCCCUGGCUUGAAACUGUAGGUGGGAAAUAUCACUCGAGUUUUGUUUUCUUGCACGUGCCAGUGGGACAAAUCUUGGACUGGAUAAGAAACUUCUGUUGGCAAAAGUUAUGUUAAUGGUGCUGAUUUUUUAAUAAUGAUACUUACAUUAUAUAAAGUCUACAAAUCUGUGUUCUUUUGGGAUCACUGAAAAUGUUAGUAUGGCAUGCAAAUAUUUUUAAACUACAGGAUGUG
This is a messenger RNA of Balaenoptera ricei (Rice's whale), 2005 nucleotides long. It is a transcript of the gene NIPAL2, whose product is annotated as NIPA like domain containing 2. The record is from RefSeq and is a predicted model, not a curated record. Gene Ontology annotation, biological process: magnesium ion transport. Bases 86 to 1030 code for a protein of 314 amino acids. Gene Ontology annotation, molecular function: magnesium ion transmembrane transporter activity. NCBI's taxonomy places the organism in Eukaryota, Metazoa, Chordata, Mammalia, Artiodactyla, Balaenopteridae. The transcript is spliced from 10 exons. Gene Ontology annotation, cellular component: membrane.